AUGGAGACCAGCAACCAGGUCUCAAGCUGUUCUCUCCUGGGUCUCCCCAGAGAGAUACGGGACACCAUCUACGACUUUGUCAUCUGCGACUUCCCUCUCCCUCGAAAGGUGGCCUGUUGGCCUUAUCCAGACUAUCUCUCUGAUCCAAUGCGAGAGCCAUCGGUCUACGAUACCACCAAGAACAUCACUGACACAUCCAUCUUGCGAGCCUGCCGCCAGAUGCGUUGUGAAGCCUACUUCGCUAUGUUGAAGAAACACCAGCUCAUUCGAAUUAUUGUUCGUAAUGUCUUGUUUAGCCCUCAUCUCAUCGGGGCCGUGCUGCAUAUCGUUCCAUUGAGUGAUAAGGCUUUGAGUACAUAUCCUGGCUUUAUUAUAACGCACAUCAUCGUGGGGGAGCAGGAGCCAGAGACCGAUACGACUACACAGCCUUGGACCUUCGCCCUGCCCUGGCGUGAUGUGGGCUUGUUCUGCAGGGCAAUUUCCAGCGGCCACGUCUUUAAUCUAGACGCUAAAUCCGAGAUACGACACCAGAUUAUUUUGCAUAAUCCCUUUGCUACGACUUGCAGUCCCGGGCACAUGAGUGUUCAGAAUCAGACUAAGCUCCUCCAGCCAUACCGGGACUCACUUCGCAGCGUCACAUCUUUCAGCAUCAUCGGCAACGUGAACACCAACUUGGCCGACACAAUCCAGGCAGAGAUCCAAAAGUUGCCCGUCAUCAAUGUCGCCAAGAUACUGGAGAAAUUCACUCGGCUAGAUACCAGCGGCACCCGUGAAUUUCUAGGGAGACGCUUGGCCAAGUUCUCGAGGUCAUGCUUGAAGGCUCUCGUCCAGAUCAGCCAGCUAGUCAACACGGACGCGUGGCUUGAGCCCGGGCCAGGGGGUCGACCAAAUCAGUACGUGCUGGCAGUCCGGGACAUCUUCAACACCCUGUGCCGCGAGCAUGGCGCAGCACAGUGGCAAGAGACUCAGGAGGAUCACACGUGGCACCUUAGCCGCGCGGUCCAAGCUGCAUCUUCGUUGCUCGCGGAGCGUGCUCCCUCCCCAGCGCAGAAGUCUGGCAUUUACUACCUCAACGCAAGGGCUCAUCGGUACUACUCGGGCUCUCCUGCUGCGGCUGAGGCGAUGCUCCGGCUGUCGCUGGAAAUGGUCUCUGGUGACACAUUCGACGACUGGAAAGAGCAGUGUCUCGAGGAGGGGCAGGAGAUUGCAAGGUGGCGAGACAUCCGUAAUGGGAGGUCAAGCUCGGAUGGGAUCAAGCCAGGCCCGACGUCCAGUGGCAAGGUUAAGACUGAAGAUGGGACAACAGAAAUCACACCAUCCAACGAAGGACUGUCUAAGGAGUCUUCAAUGACACAGAACAUAUGGAUUUUCAUGUUCAGAGGGUUACCUUACGACACGUAUAACAGACGACACGUUCUGAUGUACCUCGACUCGCCUGACGAGGAGGACUUCCACAUCACGGCCCACGCCCAACGGCCUACCGAAACGACGCCUUUCGAAUUCGUCGAGAUUGAUGGAGAAGAGAAUUAUCCAAUGCUUCCCGAGUUCCUCCACGGACGUAUCGUUGGCAGGGUCCAGGUGGACAUGUCUCACCGGCGAAAGGUCAUCGAUGUGAUCGCCUCCACGCCUGUGGGCGGCGAGCCGGACUGGAACUGCCAGCACUUCGUCUAUCAUGCUCUGGAGAGACUUGCUGAGUGCGAUGUCAUUCCUUCUGGGGCCGUGAAUGAUGCCAAAGACUGGAUGAUGGAUUGCUUGCUGGAUGGAGCUGUUGAAUAA
Molecule: messenger RNA, 1776 nt
Organism: Diaporthe amygdali
Lineage: Eukaryota; Fungi; Ascomycota; Sordariomycetes; Diaporthales; Diaporthaceae
Exons: 2
Coding region: 1-1776 (591 amino acids)
Source: RefSeq, a predicted model, not a curated record